Messenger RNA from Nasonia vitripennis (jewel wasp), 2694 nucleotides. It is a transcript of the gene Ddc, whose product is annotated as aromatic-L-amino-acid decarboxylase. Gene Ontology annotation, molecular function: aromatic-L-amino-acid decarboxylase activity; pyridoxal phosphate binding. Lineage: Eukaryota; Metazoa; Arthropoda; Insecta; Hymenoptera; Pteromalidae. Gene Ontology annotation, biological process: catecholamine metabolic process; amino acid metabolic process; serotonin biosynthetic process. The transcript is spliced from 11 exons. The record is from RefSeq and is a predicted model, not a curated record. Bases 272 to 1717 code for a protein of 481 amino acids.
GCCACUGACUCGCGGACCGCCAUCCACGACGCGACGGUCAGACAGUGCAUACAGCGCGCGAAAAGACAGUCCGCCAAGUGAGAGGCAUUUAAGAGACAUCGGCCAAAGUUGGAGAGGGCAAGGAUCGCUUUUAUUUUUCGACCUUUUCUCUCAGUGCGCUAUUUAUUGACACUGUGCGCGGUGUGCCCACUGCUGAAGAGACGGCAGCUUGACUUUGAGACGCGCACUGUGAUUUCGUUCGCCUGAAUUUGUUUCGACGACUGCAGAAACAAUGGCCGACCCCAAUGCAUUUAAGGACUUCGCUAAAGAGAUGACGGACUUCAUCGUGAACUAUCAGGAGAACAUUAGAGAAAGGAGAGUUUUACCCACUGUAGAGCCUGGUUACAUGAAGCCUCUCCUACCCGAGGAAGCGCCGCAGCAUCCCGAGGACUGGAGAAGCAUUAUGAAUGACUUGGAAAGAGUCGUAAUGCCCGGCAUAACUCACUGGAACAGCCCGAAAUUCCACGCAUACUUCCCCACAGCUCAAUCCUACCCCGCAAUCGUGGCCGACAUGCUUUCCGGCGCACUGGCUCAGAUUGGAUUUACAUGGAUCGCAAGUCCCGCGUGUACCGAACUGGAAGUAAUAAUGCUCGAUUGGCUUGGAAAAAUGCUGGAGCUGCCCAAGGAAUUUCUGGCUUGUAGCGGUGGUAAAGGAGGGGGUGUCAUUCAGGGAACUGCGAGUGAAGCGACUCUAGUGGCUCUCCUGGGAGCAAAGGUGAAGAAAGUUAAACAAAUCAAAGAGCAGCACUCAGAAUGGACUGAUAAUGAAAUCGUUGGAAAGCUUGUCGCAUACGGUUCAGCUCAAGCGCACAGUUCCGUUGAACGUGCGGGUCUCUUGGGUGGAGUGCAUUUUAGACUCCUUGAAACUGACUCGAAGCACCAACUUCGCGGGGAGACACUCGCCGAUGCUAUUCGCGCAGACAAGGAGAAGGGUCUCAUUCCCUUCUACGUCGUUGCUACCUUAGGAACCACUUGCUCCUGUACGUUUGACCGUCUUGAUGAGUUGGGACCGAUUUGCAACAGCGAAGAAAUCUGGCUGCACGUCGAUGCUGCCUAUGCCGGCUCCGCAUUCAUCUGCCCGGAAUUCCGUUACCUCAUGAAGGGGGUAGAGCGAGCAGACUCCUUCAACUUCAACCCGCACAAGUGGCUGUUGGUAAAUUUCGAUUGUUCCCCCUUGUGGCUGAAAGAUCCCUUACACGUGAUUAACGCGUUCAACGUUGACCCCCUGUAUCUCAAACACGAUAUGCAGGGGUCUGCCCCGGACUACAGACACUGGCAGAUUCCUCUGGGCAGAAGGUUCAGGGCACUGAAGCUGUGGUUCGUUCUUCGUCUCUACGGAAUCGAGAAUCUCCAGAAGCACAUAAGGAGCCACGUGGCCCAGGCCCAUGAAUUCGAAUCGCUGGUGUUGUCAGACUCCCGGUUCGAGAUCGUCGAGGAAGUCGUCCUUGGCCUCGUCUGUUUCAGACUGAAGGGCUCGAACGAGCUGAACGAUCAGUUGCUGAGGCGAAUAAACGGCGCGGGCAACAUUCACUUGGUGCCGUCCAAGAUCAAUGACAACUUCUUCUUGCGACUGGCCAUCUGCUCGCGCUACAGCGAGAGCAAGGACAUCCAGUACUCGUGGCAAGAGAUCAAGCUACGCGCCGACGAGCUUCUCGAGGAGCAGUCGCUCUCCAAGUGAUGGCGCGCCCGCAUAACUCGUAGCUGCAAGGCCCUCACACCCGUCACCUGCAAUCAGUCUUAGGCAAUUUUAGCCGCCGCCGCCGCCGCUGUGCUGAUCUCAAAUCCUAAAUAUGUAUAAUCCUCUGCUGCUUUGUCUCUUGUCUCGACGAAACUGAAAUUUCCUUCGCUGGCUAUCUCCCUGCAGGGCGACAUUAUCUUAUACGUGUAUACUGUACUCGCUUUGCUCCGGAGCAAUCGUAGCGAAAUUGUAGUUUUCCAAGUGUCGUGUUGUUGUUGUUGAAUUGGGAAAGUUUUUCGAUGAAUUGCAUUGUGUCGAUUGGGUGUUGCAAAAUAAGUAAAAGAAUCGUCUCGGCCGGUAGAGCUGUCUGUCUCUAUUUGCAUAAAAUAUUCUUAUCCGUCGACCUUCACAAAUUUCUCCAAAAAAAAAAAAAAAAAAAACGCGCGUUAUAUUUUAAAAGAUAAAAACGAAGCACUUGUUAAACCACACCCAAAAAAAAUUCGUAGUCGUGUUGUAGAUUCUCCUUGUAUAUCGGGAAUGUGCGUUGAAAGUUAAAACCGUUUUUUGCCAAGUCAGCCGAGAAAAAAACUCGCUGAGCCUAUUAUACUCGUUCCAGGCAUGUUUGUUUUGUAAAGCGAAAUGAGAAGGAAAAUUAUAAAAGAGAAAACGACGCCGUUUGCGUAAAGUAUUCGAGUCCCAUGCUUACUGUUAUGGCAACUGCGCCGGUCUCACAGUUGCUUGUUAAUCGCUGAACUUCGAAACCGAUCAAGUUUUCCUCUCUAAUUAAUCCGUACACGGGCACAUGAGAAAUUGAAAAUUCUUACGAGCCUACGAACGUGCUGCAGCUGGGACAAUAAUAGAUUUAGAACUUAGAAAUUACUCGCUCCGAAAGUACGUGCUGACUAUACGCGGGCAGUGUGAAACAAUCAAGUAUUAUUAAUGGGACCAACGGGAAAAUAUACAAAAAAUUGAAUAUA